Messenger RNA from Caenorhabditis remanei, 354 nucleotides. RefSeq lists its product as uncharacterized. The coding region runs from base 1 to 354 and encodes 117 amino acids. NCBI's taxonomy places the organism in Eukaryota, Metazoa, Nematoda, Chromadorea, Rhabditida, Rhabditidae. The transcript has 2 exons. The record is from RefSeq and is a predicted model, not a curated record.
AUGCCGUUCCCAGUGAGCAUGAUGCCUUCAACGCUUCCAUCAUCUGAUAGCGCACCAACUCUCGUCGAGAAUAUCACCGAUCCAGCUGAACGCCAAAAGGCCAUCGAGAGAAACCGGAUCUUGGCCAGAGCACAGGAGUUGGAGGAUCUUGCUCAGAAGUGUAAGAAGGAGUACAAUGAAGCUUUUGCCCAAUACAAGGUUCUCAAGGAUCUUGGAACUCUCACUCCAGAGGAACACGCGUUGAACCACAAACUCACUAAAGAGAAGGAGGCAAAGGCUUUCGUCGCUCUAAAAAUGUCACGCCAAGUUUGCUGGGACGCAGAAUUAGAGAUCAGCAGAUUGGAUGAAAAAUGA